AUGCAAAGGCAGAUCGCUGGAACACUCGACGUCCGCUUUGUUGAUCGUAUCCAACAAGAUAUCCUCGAGCAUCGCAACGACACAGAAUACGACAUCUUGUACUUGACCCCAGUACCUGACUCAACUCACGAUUUUCGUGUGCGUAUCGAGGAUUUCCAGAGUCUCGAUCUCGACAACUACGAUCAGUGGUCUCAACGUUUCAGAACCGCUUACGCCCACAUCGACCAGCGUCACCCUCUUGGAGUGCCGUUUAUCGUCACCGUCGGCUUCUUCCUAAGUGCCGCCCUGGUGCAAGGAGCGUCUAUUCCAAACGUCGACCAGCGCAACAACACUACUACCUUGGAUACUCGAGCUGGAAACGAUUACCGUAUCGCAGUGUAUCAGAAUGGUCAAUGUACCGGCGAGGCUAUCCCCUACUCUGGUGAUGACGAAGAUUGCCACAAUGGUCUCGGCGACGGCGGUGCCGGACUCCAGCUUUUGGCUCUAGAUGCUGACGGCAUGCUUGUUUUCUAUGGUGCGGCUGAUUGCCCCGCCGGCCAAGAGGUCGACACCUUGAAUCCAAAUGAUGACCAGACCGGAACGGACUGCAAGCCUCUGAACGGAAACCCUGUUUCGUUCCAGUUUAUCAAGGUUUGA
Penicillium salamii is the source of this 636-nucleotide messenger RNA. The record is from the annotation of a GenBank genome assembly. Lineage: Eukaryota; Fungi; Ascomycota; Eurotiomycetes; Eurotiales; Aspergillaceae.